AUGCUUGCGACUCCGCCAUGCCCUGCGCCUGGCGUGAACGCUAUCUCUCUGCCUCAGUUGAAGCGUAAGCGCUCGGAAUCUAGCAAUUCUACGCCCGAUCAAGACACUCCGGUCGCGACCAAGUUACGCGCAGACAAUGCGCCGCGCUCCCUUACCAUCAAGCAGGACAAUACGUCAACCAUGAACAAUACCAUGAACAAUCCGGAUACUGUCUCGCUUGAAGCGCCCAGCAAUCUUCCGGCAAACUCGACGUCCGAAAUGUCGCAGCCGCUGCCGCACCCUUUAAGUACGGUCGCAUCUGCACCCCCCGCAGUACCCAAGGAUACCGGCUCACGGAAGCUGGAUGUGGAUGCCUUGCGCGAAACACUAGAAGCUCAGCUCAGUUUAGAGGUAUUGUUGAAGCACAAUGAACUUCGGUUGAUCGACCAGGAGAUCGCAAAAUGUCAGGUCGCGUUAGAGCAAAUACGCCGAUGCGCAGAGAUUCCUUAUCCGGGUUCAAAUGUGGCGGGCUAUUCGCAGUCUGUCAGCAAUGGGACGGGCAUGGCGAUUUGGGCUCCUGAAAAUGGACCUGUGCCACUGUCUCCGGCACCGUGGGGUACCACUGACGGUCCGUACACUCGCCACUACGCUCGAUGGCUAAUCCCAGAUCCUCGGUUUGACGGCGGGGAGGUUGAGCCUGCUACCCCCAUGACUGGUGGUCUGGCUAGUCCGUGGACUGAAGGGCGCUCGACUCGUGGAAGCUGUGGGGAUCUUGGCUACGUCGCGGGCAAGACCCGACCUCAACGAGGCACGGGUGGAAGACUGCAGUCUUUGCCCAAUGGCUACCCGCCACCAAAGGAAAAGCCUGGGCCGAUGCUUAUCCGACGAAAAUCGGAUAACCUGCUUGUCAAGCUGGUUUGCCUGGACUGCCGGCGGGACAACUUCUCGAGCACGCAGGGUUUCAUCAAUCACUGUCGUAUCGCGCACAGCCGAAACUACGCUAGUCACGAAGCGGCAGCAGUCGAGUCGGGCGAGCCUGUGGAGGUGGACGAAGCCGGUGCAAUCAUCGGUGGCAAGAACGAGCCCUCGACUCCGGCCACAACGGGUUUCAUUCAUCCAUUGAUUCGGUCCGCGCAUGUCAUUGAGCCGCUUCCCAAGACGGCGGCAACACUUGUCUCCGAUGCCAAUGUGACUCCUCGAAAACGCUCUAGCCCUAGUCGACAGGCCCCCUCUGGCGCGGUGACCCCUACAACACUUGCUACGGCGAGCGAUGCCUCCUUCAUGGCGUCCCCGGCAACUCCUCAUCUAUCGAACUUGAUGAAACUUCGAGGCGUUGCGGUUGAUCUGGAACAGUUGGUUGGGGAUGCCAAGACCGUCGUUGAUCUGAAUGACUAUUCCGAUGAUGACGAAGGCGAGUCAGACGCCGGGCCUGUGCAACCGUCGGCGGAGAUGAGUCAAGACCAGACGCCGCUGGGAGUCCGUGCGGGCAGGCAACCGAUGCGGACGACAGCCUCGCAGGCGGCAACACGGCGCCCUGGCAGCCGAAAAGGACUGGACUCCCUGGACCACAGGCCACCUCCCCUGCAAACCUCAACGCCUACCCGGGCUACCCCUUACCAGUCCCCCUAUCCUUCUAUGUCUUGUCUCCCCCCGGACUCGCAAACGGGAAUUUUGCGAGAACUCGAGGGGACCGAACAAGCCUCGAAUCUCAGUCCUAAUACGGCUGAGUCCAAUCAGGCUCCGAGUCUUGUAAGUGAUGACGAUGAUUACGGGGAGGGGUCGGACUCGGAUCCGGGGCCCAGUUCUUCUGAAGCGGGCGACCACGACGAAGAUUUGGGUCAUAUCGAUGUCGAAGACGGCGAUGAGAAUACCACAAGAUCGGCAACUGCUACUCCGGCGAAGUCGGAUAUUGGAAUGGCCACCACCUCCUACCCCAGUGUUCACGAAUAUACCACAAUGUCCACUCCAAUCAAAACCUACGACCCCAACCACAUCACCAAAGAAACCUUUCAAUCCCUGCUAUCAAGAUACCCAUCCACCGUGGAAUCCGUCACGCGGCGAAAGGCCCUCGAGAAAAGGAAAGCCAGCAGCAAGAAAAAGUCCAACUCCAACCCCAAACCCACAUCCAAAUCCACAAGCGCAUCCACAACAACAACAACAACAGAAGACCCCGAUGCAUCAUCAGCCGCCUCGCAACUCGUCCAAACCUACCUCACCCUCGACAACGCCCGGUAUACGACUCUCCCAGCCACGGUCCGGUCCCGCGCAACUGCAGCCCAAGGGCCCGGAUACCUGGAGAAAGAAGAGCUAGAGCGGUUAGUUGAGUGGAAGAUGAAACACGGGAAAUUCCGCCCCGCGCUCUUGGGAAUGAUCCGCUCGAAUGCAGAGGAUACCGUUCGUGAUGCUACGGCGAAAGCGUUUCGGUUGUUACAUUCACAGACAGUGGGGAUAUUUCCCCGGCUUCAGGAGGCACUGGAGAGCUUGACGCGGCCGUUGAGGGGUGUUGGGCCUGCGACGGGGAGUUUGGUUUUGUCGGUUUUGAGGGUUGGGGUUGAUGGUGAUGCUGAUGCUGGGGCUGAUGAUGUGCCGUUCUACAGUGAUGAUGUGUAUUUGUGGUUGUGUUUCGGGGUUUUCCCUGGAUGUGAAGGUCCCGACAAGAAAAUGAACAGGGCGUUGAAGGCGGGGAAAUCUGGGGAGUUGGAUGUUAAGUAUAAUGUCGCUGAGUAUCGGGAGUUAUGGGAUGCCGUCGUCAGGUUGAGGGAGAGGCUGGGCGUUGGUUGUGCGGAGAUUGAGAUGGUGGGGUUUGUUUUGAGAAAUGGGGUGGAUUUCAUGGUGGAGGAUCAGGGAGAGAGUAAGAAAGAGGAGGUGAAGGAGCAGGAGGGUGAGGAAGACGAGAACAAGAAUCGAGAAGGUCAGAGGAAGCGCCCGCGUGGGAAGAAUGAGAAUGUGGAAGAAAAGGUCGGAGUGAGGAGGAGUACCCGUCAGAGAAGAGGCUAG
This is a messenger RNA of Aspergillus homomorphus CBS 101889, 2976 nucleotides long. RefSeq lists its product as uncharacterized. The coding region runs from base 1 to 2976 and encodes 991 amino acids. The record is from RefSeq and is a predicted model, not a curated record. Lineage: Eukaryota; Fungi; Ascomycota; Eurotiomycetes; Eurotiales; Aspergillaceae. The transcript is spliced from 3 exons.